AUGGCAGAAAAAGCCGACCCUGAGGACUACGCUCAGAACCCUCAGAGCGCCCAGUCGACAUCGCCAGUUGCCACAUUCUCCCACCAGACACCACAAACCGCCCCUGCCGGGCGACGCGGCGCUCGGCAAUUGUCUACGCCUUUUGCUUCAUCCUCUGCUCAGACUGUCUCCUCGCCAUUUUCUGGCGGCGCUGCAUCUCGAAGGAAGCGUAUUCGCACGUUUGGCUUUGAUGGCAAUCCCGACGAUGAUGACGAGACCAACAAGAAGGGUUCUCACAAUCUUCGUAAGCGAGCCAAGAUCGACUACUCAGCACAUGAUUUUGAGGACGAGCUUCCCGAGAUUGCCCUCCCUGCCCCGCGUACCGCUACUCGUCGACGAAGGGCCGAGAGCGAGGUCGUCGGUGACGGCUUCACGCCGCCCAGCACACAGCGCCGGCGCGCCAACUCGCGGGAGUUUUCUCAUACAGAUGACACUCCCGCCGGUCGCCGCAAAACCCCGGCCAAACGCCUUGCAGACCCGCAGCCCUACUUUCAUCCCUCAGACGAUGUUGUCAAGGACACGAUUGAGGUUGUCGGCGAUUCCAGCGAUCUGCACACGUCUGACGAGGUGUCUGACCAUGAGUCCAAGGUUGAGUCUCCAGCAGCCGAGAGAAAAUUCAAGCGACAAUCUGCAACACCAGGCGGAGGACACGCACGCCCGACGUCGUCUUUCGAGCGAUACGAUCGGUUCGGCAACAGCAGUCAGCCAGACCAUGAUGCGCAGGCCAAUUCUCGUGACAACGACCAGGCUAGCCUGGAAAUCGCACAUCCACAACCCAUACACAUCAACCAUGUCUCAAUUAUCACGGCUCCCCAGCUCUCUCAAGAUUCAGACACACAGGCUGAGCGGCAUUCCGACAUGAAGAUUGAGAGACUAUCUAGCCGAGCCGCUCACUUCACCUCCUCGCCACGUGCCUCGUCAGCCGAACAAUCCGCCGCUGGCCAUGGGGUUCCUGCAGUUGUUCCUACAAACAUGAGGGCGCAGCCCAAUAUACAGAUGGCCGCUGCACCUACAGCUCCUUCUACAGGCUUCUCAUCUCUAGACCGGAAUGGACGCGGCGAUGACGGAGACGCGGCGCAACUGACAGUCAACGAACGAGCCCACGUCCAGACAAUGUCCGAAAGCGAUGUUGCUGGCAAGGCCGAUAAUACGGAGCGUCAGCUUGCACCGAACGCUUCUUCUGGACAUGAGCCACCCAGCACACAGUACGGCGAUGCCGUUGCAAACAACUCACAGGCUGGCCUGGUGGGUUCGAAGACGCACACCACGAUUACGCAGAAGCACUACUUCACGAACGGGGCUACACAGCCGUCCCAGGGACACCUAGGGAAAAGCAUUGAUAGCCAUGUCCAUGGGCCUAGUAACAUGGAUGUAGACGCGGACGAUGCCGAGAUCCAGGUGAAGACUUAUGCCUGGUCGCAUUUGACGCCAUAUGUCGAAGGCGAAGUCGUCCUGCAUCCUGAGCCGACAAUGCAGGUGGCGACAGCUGGAGGGGAAGGUGAUGUUGAUGAAGACGGCGAUGCGCCCGAUGGCGAUGGUGAAGGAAACGAUGAUGAGCAGGAAGCUGCCGACAAGAUUGAUGCCGCCGCCAACGAUGACGCUGACCAGUAUGAGGACGAGGCCGAUCGGGACGACGGCGACAAGAGUGCAUCGCAAACUGUUCAGCAUGAAGAAGACAACAGUCUCCAAGCUGAGGGCCUGGCAGACGUCGACUCUGGUGCUGCCACGCCUCUGUCUCAAACCCCACGAGCAUGUUCUCCUGUAUUCGCGUCUGCGCAGCAGACAGGUGCCAACAAUCCGUCGGCCGGCGAAGACAAGAGCAAGGCUGCCGUGGUAUCAGCUGGGAUUCAACGCAUGAGGAAACAGUUUCGAUUUCCCAAGCUGAGUGACCCAGCCCAUUACAGGGAAUAUCUCAAAGACCACAGCAACAUAUCGGCGGAAGAGCUGUGGGCCUUCCUUGCACACGUCAACACGACGCUUCUGGUCUCGCAGGAAGAAUGGCAAAAGUGCGGUCGGCAGGUCGAUGACGCGGAGAACGCAAAGAGACGUGAGAUUCAGGACGCCGAGUAUGAGAAGAAGACGGCCAACCUUUCUCAAUUCGCCAAGAUUGACUCAUAUGUUGAAAAAGACUUCGAUACUCGUGGCUAUCGCGCUCCCAUCAAGGAGAAAGAGCAGGGCACCUUUCCACCAGCGGUGGCAGGACAGGGCAGACAGCUGCGAAGCCAGCCUCAACAGACUGCCAAAGCCGCAGAAGGUGACGCAGAUGGCCUGGUGGUCACAGGCAAGAGGUCAAGAAAUCCGCCCAAACUGUACGAAGGAAUGUUACAAGACGAUGUUCGUUCCGCGACGCCGGCGAACCAAGCUGCCGCCGGCGCUACCGUUGCCAAGCCUAUCCUUAAAAGGCGCGGCAGACCGCCUCUCAAUCCGCACCCCGAGGAUGUCUACCACCCGAAUGAGGAUGAAGACUCGGCGCCAAAGAACAAGCCAGGGCCCAAGAAACGGGGACCAAAGGGGAAGAGGGCUUCAGCUGUGGAUGCAGAAGCCGACACGCCAACCUCAGACUUGGCUCAUGUGCCUCCAAAGCGAAAACGCGGGCGGCAACCAAAGAUUAUCGUCGCAGAACCUGAGUCUGACGUAGCAGAUCUUCAAGACACGGAACCCGAGGAGCUAGACGAACCACUACCUAAGAGAGCCCGCACCACAAGAAAACGCGGCAAGAAUGCACGCACGACCAGCUCCAGGCCGAUCAGCAGCGAAACAGUUGUUGACAGCUCAGACGAGUCACGACCCACAACAUCUUCGUCCAACGCCACCAUAUCAGAUGACGGAUCGACGUACAGCUUUCGCCAGAACAAGCGACAGCGUACUUCAAGGAGCGAAGCACAAGAUGAUGAAGAGAUCGUUGAAGCUAUUCAGCCUCCGAAAAAGAAAACACGCAUCAACUUCAAAGCGUCCACUCGCCCCCAAGCAGUGCACAAGGCCAUACGAUCAGAAGCCAUUCUCAGCGAUAUGGCUGCAGCAUCUCAAGCUGCCAGCGCCACCCUAGGCGAACCGUCCCAUUUGAUGACUUUCAAGCAUAUGGGUGACGACAAAUGGAGCGUAAAUCGUGGUUCACGGCCAAGUCGUGAUUCCUUAACAGUAGCGCCGUCCGUACACGUCGCCCCUAUUUCCGCUGCCCCAUCGGCGCCACAUUCUGCAGCAUCAUCCGCUGCCCCGAGCCAGGCUGGCGACGACCAAGACUACCGCUUGAUGACCAAGUCGCAGAAGAUGUCUGCUUCAAUGAAGAAACGCUGGCUCAAUGGCAGUAUGCAGAAUGCUGUCAAUAAAAGGAAGGCUACUUUGGCUGCGAAAAAGGCGGCCAAUGCGCAGGCAGCAAUGGUGGCAGCUACGCCUGCUCCUCCGCAGCCCAAUGGGCAUAGCCCAUUUACAAACGGAGCCCAAUUCCAGCAGUAA
Messenger RNA from Verticillium alfalfae VaMs.102, 3492 nucleotides. RefSeq lists its product with no specific name. Bases 1 to 3492 code for a protein of 1163 amino acids. NCBI's taxonomy places the organism in Eukaryota, Fungi, Ascomycota, Sordariomycetes, Glomerellales, Plectosphaerellaceae. The transcript has 3 exons. The record is from RefSeq and is a predicted model, not a curated record.